AUGAGUCUCACUGCCUUAGACCAAGAUUCCGUGAUCGAAAUUCGUCAAGAAGCUUCAUCACCCACCCCGUUGAGCCCUCCCUUAGUCUCUGCAGACCCUCGUCAUAAAAUCCUCUUUCGACACCCCCAUUAUUCCGAUUCAACCAACGUGCUCCUUUGUCUAUUUGCGCCGGAUGGCCUAGUUGGAGGUAUCGAAUACGGUGUUGCGCACGCCGCUUGUGGUUUGAUCAGUGGAAAUCAAUGGAAUGGCUGGUUUACAACAACAGUUGAUGGAGCUGCUUCGACUCUUACAUAUGGUGAUAUUCUUCACGAACGCGAUUAUUAUUUCCAUCUCCCCGAAUCCUCCUUCGAAAUCCCAUAUGCUAUCGUUCCGACAUUUAAAGAAUGGAGCUUCCCCCAUGACAACCUUCAUCCUUGUUGGAAAACCAAUCAAGAUCAUAUACCUUUGUUUGGCAGAAUCACAGCACCGUCACUGUUCAGUGCAGCUGUAGUUGCUAGAGAUAGAUCAUGUCGGAUGAGUGGAUUUUCAGAAGGCACACAAGCGGCAUAUUUGUGUCCAAGGAGUGAAAAGGAGUGGUUCAAAUUGAAUAGAAUGAAGCGUUACAAUAUAAACCCUUUGCUUUCUACAGCACAGUUAAUGGAGGAUACAGCGAAUGCUUUGCUAUUACGUCAAGAUCUUCAUUAUCAAUUUGAUACCCACACAUUUGUCUUUGUACCAAAGAAAGUCAGAGGAAAAGAAGAGACACCUUUUGUAACUCAUUUGCUUGUUCCUUCGCAGGAGCUAGGAAUUCUGCAUCACAAUAUGCGUCUAAAACCAAUCCUUGAUGUUGAUAUUGCAUUCCUUUUUGCUAGGUUUGCCUGGUCAAUAUUCAGUCUCUUGUCCGACUUUAUUGAUAUCGGUGUGAAGCGGACAUUAAUCGGGACAACAAUUUCCACCGAGUCUGGUGACACGAAUGAAAGCGUUCGGCAUCAUAAACGACAAAAGGAUGAUGAUACAGCAGAAAUUGCUUCUGAGGUUAGCCAUGGUACCGAAACUUCAAAGGAGGGGAUCACCACCCCAACAAGCACUGAUCACUUGAACUUUUUAAGGAUUAUGUGGCUUAUGAGAGAACGUGAACGUUCAGAUCCGAACAAGACAUGGUCGGAAGAAGAAGCGUGGGCUCAUCAUAUUCGGAAUGAUGACCAGGUGUUAGAUCCAAGAGAUACAAAGAGGCUGUUUGAAUUCAUGGGAUAUGAGGAAAGGGAGUGUGAGCUGAAGGAAGAUGAUCCGGAGAAGAAUGAUUCGGUUAUCGAGGAUUGA
This is a messenger RNA of Sclerotinia borealis F-4128, 1299 nucleotides long. The record is from the annotation of a GenBank genome assembly. NCBI's taxonomy places the organism in Eukaryota, Fungi, Ascomycota, Leotiomycetes, Helotiales, Sclerotiniaceae.